CACUAUUCAUUAAUUCUUAAUAAAUAAAUUUCAAAAUUCCAAAUUUACCCUUACACUUCAAAAGUACUACACUUAUCUUCUUCUUUCCUUACUACACUCUCAAAUUUUUUACUUCACUGAAACAACAUGAUGCAACCGACACGAGUUACACGCGCUCUCGCGUUUUUCUUCUUCUUCUUCUUCGCCGCGGUUUGUUUCCCGCCGGUGUUGUGUUCCGACGAAGUCCAGUCGUUCCGUGAAGCGCCAGCAUUCCGAAACGGUAGGGAAUGUCCGCCGCCUGUAACGUCAUCCGUCAUCCACAUUGCCAUGACUCUCGAUGCUACCUACCUCCGCGGCUCCAUUGCCGGAGUCUUCUCUGUCCUGCAACACGCUUCGUGUCCAGAGAAUGUAGUGUUCCAUUUCGUUACAACCACGCACCGCCGCCGGCAAGAGCUCCGCCGCAUCAUCAUUUCUACGUUUCCGUAUCUGAAGUUCCACAUCUACCACUUCGAUUCAAAUCUCGUCAGAGGAAAGAUCUCGUACUCGAUUCGCCGAGCGCUUGAUCAGCCGCUCAAUUACGCGAGGAUGUACCUUGCCGAUCUAGUUCCGGCGAGUGCUCAGCGAAUCAUUUACUUCGAUUCUGACCUAAUUGUAGUUGAUGACGUGGCGAAACUGUGGAGUAUCGAUUUAGGAGAUCACGUUCUUGGCGCGCCGGAGUAUUGUCACGCUAAUUUCACUAACUACUUCACGCAUCGGUUCUGGUCGAAUCCGUCUUAUGCGUCGUCGUUUAAGGGACGUGGUGCGUGUUACUUUAACACAGGUGUGAUGGUGAUUGAUCUGUGGAAAUGGCGUGAGGGAAGAUACACGGAGAAGCUUGAGAACUGGAUGCGGAUCCAGAAACGGAGCCGGAUCUACGAGCUUGGAUCGCUUCCGCCGUUUCUUCUGGUGUUCGCCGGAAAUGUUGAGAGAGUGGAGCAUAGGUGGAACCAGCAUGGCCUCGGUGGAGAUAACGUUGAAGGACUCUGCCGCGAUCUUCACCCUGGACCGGUGAGUCUUCUGCAUUGGAGUGGGAAGGGGAAGCCCUGGCUUAGGAUAGAUUCUAAGAAGCCUUGUCCGUUGGAUAGUUUGUGGGCUCCUUAUGAUCUCUUUCGUCAUUCUCCUUCGCCGUUCAAUGAUUCCUAAUUAGGGUUUGAGGAAGAAUGAAAAACUGCUAGGGUUCUUGCAGAAAUGCUCGCACUCGUUCGUCCAAAUGGAUGAUGAAACGACUGUAUAUAAUGGAUUUGAAUUGAAUGCUGUACAUAAACCUCAAUGAUGAUCUGCACGGCAAUGGAGGAAGUUGUGUCACAAAAACAAAAAACGGGAUGCUUUAUGAGGGUGAUAACCAAGUGAAAGAGAUUGAAAAGUUAUUCACAGGGAUUGAAUGCUGGUAUUUUUUUGGGUAUGAAUUUAGGUUAGGCAUUUUGAUGUCUGGUUCCUGUUCUACUUUACCAUGGCUAUUGGUACAAUUUUAGUGUUUUGGAUUUAUGAUUUACUUGGUUGGAAUUGAGAAGGUGAUAAUUUCAUCAUAUUUUGUCUCCAUGGCUACGAUUGAUCCUUCCUGAAUUUGUUUAUCCAUUCGCAAGUAAUUCCAAGUGACAUAACGUGCUGCACCUUUUGUAUUUGGUUUACUGAAUGCUUAUUCUGCCAUCUCUGAGUUUCAGAA
Molecule: messenger RNA, 1681 nt
Organism: Vicia villosa (hairy vetch)
Lineage: Eukaryota; Viridiplantae; Streptophyta; Magnoliopsida; Fabales; Fabaceae
Product: probable galacturonosyltransferase-like 3
Exons: 2
Coding region: 127-1161 (344 amino acids)
Cellular component (GO): Golgi apparatus
Molecular function (GO): glycosyltransferase activity
Source: RefSeq, a predicted model, not a curated record